This is a messenger RNA of Aspergillus alliaceus, 507 nucleotides long. RefSeq lists its product as uncharacterized. The transcript has a single exon. Bases 165 to 425 code for a protein of 86 amino acids. NCBI's taxonomy places the organism in Eukaryota, Fungi, Ascomycota, Eurotiomycetes, Eurotiales, Aspergillaceae. The record is from RefSeq and is a predicted model, not a curated record.
UGUUUCCGGAGUGUCGGAUGAAAAAUGUUUCUUUUUUUUAUAACUCUGGGGUUCUUCACAUUAUCUACAUUGGUGCUUCUUUACUAUUCAAUGGUUUGUCCCUGUUUCUUUCUCUCCGCUCCAUGCAUGGGAUUUAGCUGGCCCCCUACUUCAAGGUUCGUGAGAUGUCAGGCAUCUUUGGGCUAAGGUUGUCUCCCCCUGGCCAGUUCAUUUUGAUGAUGGUAGGGCUGCAAGCGCUCCCUUGGCUCCGAUGCUUGCGUUGCUUGCCCAUGAUUAUCUCAUCUCGAACACCAGGGAGAGAGGAGAAUCAAAUCAUGACAAACAGUAAGCUCAACCAAGCUAGCAACGCAGCGCUACUACCCAUCAAGCGCUCAGCCCAUUCCAUUCCCUUCCCAACAAAAUCUCGGCAAUGUCAAAGCCCAUAGAUGCCGUAUCGUAACACAAGACCCCUAUUCCUAAGCAUCAGUAGGAAACUAUAUCACUCGUAGACAACGAAUUCUUCGGCUC